CUGACGCCGAUAGACCCGGAAGAGUGUUACAGUGAGAAGAUAGGGAAGAAUAUAGUUCUCCAUUUAAUUCAUUUCGGACUGAAACUGUUUGAUCACAAAACAAAAUCAAACCUUGCUUGAACGUUGUCUUCUAAUCUCAAUUGCGAGAAUGUCGGCGUCAGCUAUAUUUAUUCUCGACGUGAAAGGAAAGGUGUUGAUAUGUCGGAACUAUAUGGGGAACAUGGACAUGGGUGAGAUUGACCACUUUAUGCCCAUCCUGAUGAAGAAGGAGGAGGAUGCAGACGUCUCUCCCUUGCUGACCCAUGGUGCAUCACAUUUCCUGUGGAUCAAGCACAGUAAUUUAUACUUGGUGGCGAUGACAAAGAAGAAUUCCAAUGCUGCUCUGGUGUUUUCUUUCCUCUACAAAAUAGUGGAGGUGUUCAAGGAAUAUUUUAAGGAGUUGGAGGAGGAGAGCAUCCGGGAUAAUUUUGUGACUGUGUAUGAGCUGAUGGAUGAGGUCAUGGACUUUGGUUUCCCCCAGACAACAGACAGCAAGAUCCUACAGGAGUACAUUACACAGCAAGGGCACAAGCUGGAGGUAGGCGCACCCCGGCCCCCUGCAACAGUCACCAAUGCCGUGUCCUGGAGGUCAGAGGGGAUCAAAUAUAGAAAGAAUGAAGUCUUUAUGGACGUUAUUGAGUCUGUAAAUCUGCUGGUUAGUGCGAACGGCAGUGUGCUACGCAGCGAGAUAGAGGGCGUUAUCAAGCUGAAGGUGGUCCUGUCCGGCAUGCCAGAGCUGAGACUGGGCCUCAACGACAAAGUGCUCUUCGAGAUCACAGGGAGGGAGAAGAGCAAGGCUGUGGAACUGGAGGAUGUGAAGUUCCACCAGUGUGUCCGCCUGUCUCGCUUUCAGAACGACCGCACCAUUUCCUUCAUCCCGCCCGACGGCGAUUCUGAGCUCAUGUCCUACCGGCUCAACACAACGGUGAAACCCCUCUUCUGGAUUGAAUCUGUGAUAGAGAAGUUCUCCCACAGCCGUGUGGAAAUCAAGGUCAAGGCUCGGAGCCAGUUUAAGAACCGGUCGACUGCGAACAAUGUGUCCAUCAUGGUACCAGUGCCCAGUGAUGCCGACUCCCCCAAAUUCAAGACCAGCAUGGGCAGUGCCACAUGGGUACCAGAGAAGAACGCUGUGCAGUGGAACAUAAAGUCAUUCCCGGGAGGAAAAGAGUACAUGAUGCGAGCUCACUUUGGGCUUCCCAGUGUGGAGAGUGAUGAAUUGGAGGGGAAACCACCCAUAACAGUCAAAUUUGAGAUCCCCUACUUUACUGUGUCUGGGAUCCAGGUGCGCUACCUGAAAAUCAUUGAGAAGAGUGGUUACCAGGCACUGCCGUGGGUGCGCUACAUCACACAGAGCGGAGAUUACCAGCUACGGACAAACUAAGGGCAAGACUGUGAGACAAAUGAGUCUUUAUGCACUCUGGCACAUUUUUUGGUCCUGAAAUGGAGACACGGUAGAGGACGAAAGGAGAUGGAUCUGCAUCUCACAUGCUGCAGUCUGCGUUCAUGGGACUCCAUUCUGUGCUGGUUCACAAACAACUGUUUCUACAAAAAAAAUUCCUUAGACUGGCAGUAUGCAUUUCAUAUAACAAUAUUUUUCUCACAGAUGUAAAGAUAUUUUUUAAAGCAUUUUUCUGAAUGCCGCAUUUUACAAGAGGUCAGAACAAACUAAACUAGUGACAUUUGCAACUUCAUGGUAGGUAUAAAAACCUUUGGAUUAUUCAGUAACAUCCUUGUACAGGAUGAAUCAGCUGAUUUUUAUCUUACGUCAUCACUCCAGGUUAUGCCUUUAUAGUCUCAAUUCCAAUGUAAUGAACACCACAUUAGCAAGAUAAAUCAUUAACAAAAGCACAGUCUUGUUACCGUGGUUACAUUACACAAUAUUUAUUUGUGUCUCUGCGCUAGGAGGCUGGGUUUGCAAUGAUUAUGGAAUCAUAAAGAGUGGGGAACUUCUGUUACUGUCAUUAGACAUAAGUACAAAAAGGUCAUUUUUCUAUCAGGUGUGAAAUAAGCAUGUAAUGUCAAGUGCAAUAAGGACUCCCAGAGCUACUGAAGUGAACUAACUGAAUGUACUGUCAUCUCAACAUUUGUAUUCAAAUCAAAAGAUGUGCUACGCAUUUUAUGCUUGUGGAAGGUAAUCAUCCACCGUAGAACAAUCCAGAAGGAUAUUCAACAGUAAUUUACACCUCAUUUAUAGUGUUGUACACUGAAGCAGAAGUUGUUGCAAGUGUCCAUUAAUUUGUAACUUUGCUGAGACUGCUAUAAAAACACCGGCUUAAAAAUGAGCGGAAUGUGGGCCUAAGAAAUUAUGGGGCACACAGAUCACUGUGGACACAUCCUGAAAGGUGCACAGUGCACCCAGCAGCCAGUUUUGAAGGCAGUUUAUUACUAAUGGGAAUGUACUUUUUACAUGCUUGGUUCUUUCUUGUUCAAUACUUUGUUUCCCCUUUUCUCAUUUAUUUAUGUGGUAUUUUCCCAGUAUUCUAAACCCACAUCUUUCUCAAUGGCAAAAAAUUCUGCAUAGGAAAUAAAGAUUUUUAGUAGUCAUGCAUUUGACAUGUAAACUUUUUUAUAAGGGAACACUGGUUACUUCCUGAUUCUUUUGGGUCAUCUGUAAUGUUGUAUCUUUUUAUUCAGUUCCUGUCUUAUUUAUAAAUGACUACACUGCAUGACUGUAGGAUACAGUGUUGGUCCUUUUUAGCAAAUAAACUACUUUAACAUA
Molecule: messenger RNA, 2758 nt
Organism: Anguilla rostrata (American eel)
Lineage: Eukaryota; Metazoa; Chordata; Actinopteri; Anguilliformes; Anguillidae
Gene: ap1m3
Product: adaptor related protein complex 1 subunit mu 3
Exons: 12
Coding region: 149-1420 (423 amino acids)
Biological process (GO): vesicle-mediated transport; intracellular protein transport
Cellular component (GO): clathrin-coated vesicle; clathrin adaptor complex
Molecular function (GO): clathrin-cargo adaptor activity
Source: RefSeq, a predicted model, not a curated record